ACUGUCCCAGAGAGCGCCUCAGCGCAUCAGCGCAUGCUCGAGUUCCUCGAUGGUCGGGCAAAAACACAGCUGGUCUAUGAUCUUCGAAGCGAGCUGACGUUCGAACGGCUAUCAAUGUGAUUUUCACGAAUUUGUACCACGACUUGUCGGAGCCGAGCGUCGAGGCUCGCGCGAGCGUGCGGCAAAUUGGCGACGAAGGCUCGUCGUCACGAUCGCGACUGUCUCCCGCAGAGUGAGAACGGUGUGGGAGUGCCUGGAGUUCGCCCGAUGUAGCCUAGAGGAGAGGAGCCGCCUCGGUGUGUCGCCACGAGGAUUUUUCGUUUGGUUUGGCCCUGGAUACAAAGGAGUAUCCUGCCACUGUCUCGACGCCUCCUUACCGGAUGACUGGAGCAAACCUGGCUUUCUAUUGUAUUCGCACGUGGACACGUGGUUCACAGACGGAUCAGAUAACAAUGGUCGCUUUGGAGCGGGUUUUUACGAUCCAAGGACUGAUCAUAAGCUAACAAUGUCAGCGGUAAAGUCGUAAUAUUGGCAGCGGGACGUAAGAGGGGCGAAAGAGAAGAGGAAGAGAAAUGGCGUCAACCAGUGGGCACAAGAGAAACGGCUCCAGCUCGAGUAUGUUUGCGCACAGACGUACCGAGUCAGGGGGUGGUUUCGUCGGUUACAAGCGACCCGAGGGCGGUCACAAACGUGCCGAGAGUAUAUCCAGUGCCUUCGGCCACAAACGAUCUGAGAGUGGCCACAAGAGGAACGAGAGCAGCGGCGGUUUCGGUGGUCACAAGAGGUCCGAGUCUGGCAGCAAUUAUCAUGCCGGACAUCGGCGUAACGAAAGUAUGUACGCGAUGACGGGCCUCUAUGCGGAAAGCGCCGGCACUGGUACCGACGAUAAUGCGGAUCCGCUGCAGGUGACCACCGGUAGACUGACUCACGACACCGUCAUAAGGUGUCAUAGUAGAAAUCCAAGUUCUGGCCUUGUGGAUCAUAGAGAUUUUAUCAUCAAAUGUCACAGCAGGAAUCCCAGUGCUUCUAUGGUGGACAGGGUGGAGAAGGAGAGGGCGCAAACUCCACCGUUUAAUCCGGAUUCCAAGGACUGUGGGAUUCUGAGUUGUAGACCGGCCUUCAUUCAAAGAUUUGCCGGAAUAAAGGUGUUUGUAUUUCUCCUGUCGUUCCUCGUUACGUUGCAACAAGCACUUAGCUCAGGUUACAUCAAUUCUGUGAUAACAACCAUAGAGAAAAGGUUUGAGAUCCCAUCCAGUCUUUCGGGUCUCAUUGCAAGCUCUUACGAGAUCGGCAAUGUUAUCACUGUCAUUUUUGUCAGUUAUCUCGGCAGUCGCAGACACAUACCUGUGUGGAUAGCGAUAGGUGCAGUGAUAAUGGGACUGGGAUCGAUGAUCUUUAUGGUGCCACAUUUCACAGCAGAACCCAAUUUGACGACAACUGCGAAUCAUUCCAAUUCGGAUAACAUCUGCCGCGGAGUAUCUUUACGCGAACAAGAUAUGGGUUUGGGUCGGCUUUCAUCAGGAUUAUCCUCACCUCCCUUAGCACCCCACAAUAAUUUAAGAGGUGACAAUUGUAUACAGGGAUCUCCAUCUACAGCUGGACCUGUCAUGUUAUUUGUACUUGCUCAGUUACUAUUAGGAUGUGGUGGCUCUCCUUUAUUUACCCUUGGUACUACUUACAUAGAUGAUCACGUGAGACCAGAAAGUGCGUCUUUAUAUAUUGGUUGUAUGUAUAGUAUGGCGGCCUUUGGACCAGUUUUAGGUUUUCUUCUUGGAGCAUAUCUUUUGUCCUUUCAUAUGGACUCGUUUUCUGGGACGAUAAGUAUCGAUCCUGGUGAUCACAGAUGGGUCGGUAUGUGGUGGGGUGGAUUCCUACUUUGUGGCUUACUUCUCAUUCUAGUAGCGAUACCUUUCUUCAGUUUUCCUAAAACUCUACAGCGUGAAAAGGAAAAAAUACGAAUUAUAGAGAAGAAUAAACCAAUAACACAAAAAGAAAAAGAACAAUUGAAAGAACCUAAGAAAGAUACAAUCGACGAUAGCGGUUAUGGCAAGGAUGUUAAAGAUAUUCCUCGAAGUAUGUGGAGACUCGUUUGUAAUCCAGUUUACGUUGUAACGUGUUUGGGAGCAUGUAUGGAGCUAGUGAUUGUGUCGGGUUUUGUGGUAUUUCUUCCCAAAUAUCUCGAAACGCAAUUCAGCCUGGGAAAAAGUCAAGCCAGCAUCUUUACUGGUUCCGUCGCUAUACCAGGAGCUUGCAUCGGCAUUUUUUUUGGCGGAUGUAUGCUCAAACGUUUAGAACUAAGGCCGAAGGGCGCAGUGCAAUUUGUUCUUGUCUCAAAUAUAAUUUGUCUGGUGUGUUACGGUCUGCUAUUCUUCCUCGGCUGCGAGAACGUAAAAAUGGCUGGGACCACUAUUCCGUACUUUAACAGUAGUACAAAGGGUCCUGAACCCUUUCAAGUAAAUCUCACUGCCGCAUGCAACUUUGGUUGUGAAUGCCGAAUGACGGAUGUCGAGCCGGUUUGCGGAAAUAAUGGUCUAACUUAUUUUAGUCCGUGUCAUGCAGGUUGCACUGCCUUCAGUUCCAAAUCGAAUUUUACAAAUUGCGCAUGUAUACAUGGCAAUUUGACUAUGCUACCACCGGCUGCUCCGGAAUUUGCAGAAGUGACCGUCGUACCAGUAGCAACCGCGGGUCCUUGUACUUCACCAUGUAGAACUAUAUUUCCAUUUCUCAUUCUUUUGUUUUUUAUGACAUUUAUUGUCGCUGUGACUCAAAUGCCUUUGCUUAUGAUAGUAUUACGGUCCGUUUCUGAAGAAGAAAGAUCUUUUGCUUUGGGUAUGCAAUUUGUAAUUUUUCGACUAUUUGGCUAUAUACCGGCACCAAUAUUAUUUGGUAAUUUGAUCGAUUCCACGUGUUUGCUAUGGAAAAGCACCUGUGGAGAAAAGGGAGGUCGAUGUUUACUCUAUGACAUUGAACAAUUUAGAUACAGAUAUGUCGGCCUAUGUGCUGGGAUAAAAAUUUUAGCUUUGGCAUUAUUUUUGAUUGAUUGGUGGCUUGUAAGAAGAAGAAGACAAAUGGAAGAUCAACCGCCAUCUUUCACUGUCAACGAGUUUGUAGGAUCAAUUAUCAGUCUAGAUAAACUGUUCGAAGAGAAGCCACAUCAGAAUUUAGGAGAUGGUGAUGCGACUUUGCCAAAUUCCGAAAUUGCAACGCCAUCCUCUAUUUCGUCGCCUACGGAACCUACCAAGUCAACGAAUCUCGAGGAAACAGGGUCUUCGAAUCAAACGCAGGAUUCAGUGGAGACGACAAAUCGCUCAAAAAAUAUGGAAGUUGAAGUUUCCGAUACGAGGCAAGCGCCACUUGCCUUACAAGAACCAGACGUCGAGAUCAAACUUUCAAGUGGUAUGACAGAAAAUCAUAACCGCAACGUUUAAUGUUUAUUUUAUAUUAGAAACUGUAGAACGAAAUAUAUCAAAUUGAUGAUAUAUAAAUUUGUGACAAAUUAUAUGUACUCACUAAUGGAUUUACCUGAAUACAUAAUACAGACUCACAUAUCCAUAGAUGUACGUACAUCGUUUAUUUCUUCUAUGUUGAAAAAGAAGAACACAUAAUAUUUAUAGGAAGAAAAUUAUAGCUUUCUAUCAUGUUAAACAUACUAAGGAAUAUAAAAAUCAUGGAUUUAAUUAUAUUUUUUAUCUUUGUUUUUUUGAUGUAUGAUACAUUGUGGUUAUAUGUGUACAUACAUAACUGUUAUUUAUUAUUCAAGAUAACUUGUCACAAAUUUAAUUAUCUAAGUUGGUUACUGUUAGGAAAUAUCAUUAGAACGUAAAUUUUUACAGCAAUCAUAUAUAUGUCAAUAAGUAGAUACGUAAUGCAUAAAUGUAGUUUAUUUCAGACGUACAACCCGAGAUUGUAUUACUAAUAUGGCACACUUAGAUUUAUACCGUUAUUACGUAUAUCGUUAAUGAGAGUAGAUAUAUGUAAGAAAAAUAAAUACGUGCGAAUGUGCGACACGAAUAAAUUUCUAUCGUCCGAAUGGAAUCACGAUAAAGUAAGCCUUGCGCUAUUGCAAGAAAAGGCCAACGUAACGACGAAAAAACUGUAAAUAUGAAAAUUCCUGCCUUAAGAAAUACAAGACUAGACAAAUGUAUAUUUAAAAAUAUAUAUAUAUAAACUAAAUAUCUCUCAGAAUUAAUGAUAUCUAUACAAUAUCACUAGUACAGAGCAAAAGUUACGAUUUAUUUUAUAACUAAAAGAUAUAGGUUUCUCGAAACAAAUAGUCAAUUUAGUGUAGUAAGACGUCUAUAAAUGACGAAGAUUACUGUAACAAAUUGUGCGUAAUCUCUAUCAUUGAACAACGCAUUUUGAUUAAUAUUUUAUAUUUCUCUGUAGGUAAACGCAACUAUAAGCAAAACUGCGCAAUGAUUGCAAGUGAUCUCUUAUCUCACAUUUUCUUUCAUACUUUGUUUUCAAUUUAGUCUACUAUUCAAUAAUCUUUCUCAAUAGAUUUUUAGAAAGUAAUAGUAAUAGAUCACUUACAAGUCACAAUGUACAUGUAUGUGUGUGUGUGUGUGUGUGUGUGUGUAUAUAUAUAUAUAUAUAUAUAUAUAUGUAUAAAUAUAUAUACACACACACACAUACACAUACACAAAUGAUGCUUCCAAGCAACAAAACUCUUAUUUGCAUGUAAUGGCUCGGUAAUUAAUCACAUAAUUAACUUUAAUAUUAUUUUCAUUUCUAACAAGUUUUCUUUGGUUUUAUGCAAACAGCUCACUUUAUAUAAAAAGUUUGCUUUGUACCUGAUAGCUUCUUGAAGAAUCAAUUUUAAUGUGAAAAGAAAUAUAGAAUUACUCAGGAAUAAAAUUCUGCAAAGGGUAGGGGCAAUUUUAAUUUAAUUUGAAAUAAAAAGUUUCGAAAUAUAUAUACUAUUGUUAAAUGAGAUUAUAAGCAUAGAAGAAACGUAAGCUUUGUUUUAUCGCACCUGUAUUUCAAUGAAACAUUUGAGAGAAUACUGAACCAUAAGUAAACUAUAUUAGAAACAUUUUAUAUAUAUACAUUGCUUUUUAUACAUACGUUUGCUGGCCAAUUGAGAAAUCUGUUGAGAUACUUAUCUGUAGUUAUUUGCUUCAAUGAUAAGGGUACUACUAAAUAGAUUUGCAUAUGCCUCUAGAAGGAUAGUCUUAAUUUCACAUAGUUUUAUUAUUCUUUCUAUUUGGCUCGCCACUGUCAAUUUUUCAAAUUGUAAUACACAAUACGCUAUAUUUUAGAGGGGUAUUUGAGAUUAAUGUAUACUUCGUCAAAGUUGACCGUUUGCACCAGUUUUGAGAUAACGGUGUGAUCUCUCCAUAACGCGCAUAUUGACAUAUUAACUAAACAAUUAUACAUACUUACUUUGUGAUAUAAACUUCUUCCGAACGGUAACCUUUGAAGAAGACCGUAGGGAAUAAUAACAAGUGCUGUGAAUAAAGGAAAAAUACACAUGUUAAAUCAAAUUCAAUUCAAUUUACAUGCUGAUAGGAAGAGUUGCGGAUUAACGCCGGAUCUUAUUCCAUGCGAUUGUACUGUAAAUAAUUAAUGAUUUAUAUUGAGAAAAUCUCUGAAAGAGAAACGCGUGUGUUAUAUCAUAAUGUAAUAUCGUUCGCGAGGAUGCCAUGAUAUUUCUAACUUUUAUUGACGAAAUGGAGCUGACGAAAGAAAGGGGGACGUGUGGCGCGUAAUUAAUUUCAAUGGUUUGACGAUACGCGCGUGUACUCUAUAAUUUAUGCGUAGCUGACUUUCUCUCUCUCUCUCUCUCUCUCUCUCUCUCUCUCUCUCUCUCUCUCUUUCUUUCAACGAUGUUACUUAAAUACUUUUGUAAGAAUUUUUCUCCUAUAUACAUUGUGUUUUCUGUUUAGAUAAUAUUGCGACAUACACAAUGCCUACGAUUAUUGAACUUUUAGUUGCAUUUUUUUAUUAUUCUUUUUUUUAGUCUCACGAUUAGCAUUAGUUUUAUAAUUAUUGUAAAGCAUUAUUAUAAUUACUACCACUAUUAUUGAUACUACGAAUAUUAUUAUGUUAUUAUUACUAAUUUGUCACUUAUUGUUAUAAUACUGAUACAAUAAUUUUCACUUUAAUAGUACAUUUUUAAUUUUAUAAACGCUUUGCUCGGUUCAAUUCAAUUUUUGUUACGCUCAACAAGAUUAUAACAUGUAACACAUUCCAGAGCUACAAUUAAUAAAAUAAACUGUUUUAUAAAAGAGAUGUAUCCGCACGCGCGCGCGCGUGUAUGUGUGUUUAUGUAUGCGUGUAUGUGUGUUUGUAGCCAAACUACGAAUGAGCAAGAAUCCGUAAAGAAAAGUCAAGAAAGAACGAGAAUCGAGUAUUCAUGUAUUAGAGAUAAUACAUAUAUUUAAAUGAAAAACUGUUAUGUACAUACAUAUGAUUAUUAUAAAAAUAUAAGCUGCUUAUAGACGUAAUGUAUUUUUUGUAGGGACCAUAAAAUAUAAGCGGAAUAUAUAAUGUUAUAUGAAUAUUAACGAGUGAUACAAAUAUCUGAAUAUUGAUAACUAAUUCUGUCACAUUUCUGAAAGCAAUAUGAUCGUGCGAUUCAAAAAUAGUGAAGACAAAAAAAAUUGCGAGAGAAAAAUGUCAUUUAUGUUUCUCUUUGAUGAAUCAUUAUUGAUAAUGAUUACUAAGUGAAAUAAUGUGGCUUUCGUUAAACAAUAAAGCGACUUACGAUGCAAAAUAUUAGGUAAUAAAGAUAAAUGAUGCGAGAAAAACAAAAAAUUUAAAUCUAUAUAAUUUUUUCUACUUUAGAACAUAUGGAUCGAAUUAUCUCGAGUCGAGAUAUGCCUUAAAAAUAGAAAGAUUAAGUAAUAAAUUUUCUCAUAGGGACGUUGUUAAUUCAAAAAAUGAUUAUAAUUUUUCGAGAUAUUAAGUAGCAGUAAUCGAGUGUACUGCUAAAAGAGAGAGAGCAGGGAUUUUAAGAUGUUUGAAUUGUAAUUGCAAGAUUUUGGAUGGUAUUGUGAAGAAAUGAUCGAUUAUUAAAUAGCAAUUCAUUUUUUUGUAAUCUUUAGAACAAUUUAGGAAUCACAUUAAUUCUUUAAGUAUCGUUAGCGCAUAUAUACGCUCAAAGUUAAGAAGGAUUACUAUUUUUGUUUCAACUACCCAGAGCGUUUCUUCAUUGCGUUGUUCCGUAUCGAAAGAGUUAAAAAUUUGAUCGACGUUGUACAUUUAUCAAUAAUAAGACAUUUAAUUCUUUAUAAAUUUUGUUUUCUUUUAAAAUAAAAAUUGGUACCUUGGAUACUUUUAACAAAUUUAAAUUAUACAAACGGAAAAAUUGUCUGGCACAUAAAAUAUGAUAAGAAUCGACAUUCAAUCAAUUGCGAAGAAAGUUGCGAUUUUUGUAGUCAAGCUUCCGUUUCGACUCGAGAAAACAAAUAAUAAUCACCAUGAUCGAAAUCGCCUUUUAGGUGACUCAUAUGAGCCUAAUUUUUUGAAAAAAAUCACAAAUAAACAAUGUAUUUAUAAUGAAUAAAUGUUUUGAAAACUGUUAA
Messenger RNA from Solenopsis invicta (red fire ant), 7529 nucleotides. RefSeq names its product solute carrier organic anion transporter family member 5A1 (gene Oatp30B). Gene Ontology annotation, molecular function: protein binding. The record is from RefSeq and is a predicted model, not a curated record. Lineage: Eukaryota; Metazoa; Arthropoda; Insecta; Hymenoptera; Formicidae. The coding region runs from base 573 to 3428 and encodes 951 amino acids. The transcript has 15 exons. Gene Ontology annotation, biological process: transmembrane transport; sodium-independent organic anion transport. Gene Ontology annotation, cellular component: membrane.